Messenger RNA from Acipenser ruthenus (sterlet), 1480 nucleotides. RefSeq names its product chromosome 6 C1orf198 homolog (gene c6h1orf198). The record is from RefSeq and is a predicted model, not a curated record. Lineage: Eukaryota; Metazoa; Chordata; Actinopteri; Acipenseriformes; Acipenseridae. The coding region runs from base 89 to 1102 and encodes 337 amino acids. The transcript has 4 exons.
UUACACACAGCCUCGGUCCUUUCCUGUCUCUCACUCAGUUAACGACCUCUCCCUCCCUAGCUUCUCUUCAGACAGCACAUCUGGCAAAAUGGCCACGGCGGCUGUGUCUGGGUGUGACGGGCUCAGGAUGGAGGAGAAAAAGUUUGAGUAUUUUUCCUCCAUUAACCAUAUGGCCAAGAAGAUCAUGCUGGAGCGGCAAAAGAUCCGAGAGAAGCAUGGCUCUGAGUGGGAGAAACUUACUCAAAGCGAGCAGGAGACCGCCAUCGAUAACUGGAUGAUGGACCCGCAGAUUCGGGCUCGGUAUGCGCUGCACCGGACUGAGAGGGAGGAGGUUGUCAGUUAUCCAAAAUUGCUGAUCCAAACAGGACAGAAAAUCGUACAUUUUGGAGAAGAGGAUAUUAUAUGGCAGGAUGAACACUCAGCACCUUUUUCCUGGGAAACCAAGAGUCAAUUGGAAUUCAGCCUUACAUCUCCAGCAGCACCAGAGCAAGGAAGCACCUCUUCACAAAUGGAGCCAAAGCUGCAGGCCAAAACCUCUCAACCGGUGAAAGCCUCACAUGGCGGUGGUGGCAGCAGCAGCAGCCAGGUAGCAAAGGCAUCCCAAGGCAGUAAAACACCCAGCACAGAUAGCAUAUCAUCAGGCAGGAAGGAAGAAGAAUCUUCUUUUUGGAAAAUCAGUGCUGAGAGAUCUAGACUGGAGGGAGGCCAGGCGGAUUUCCAGUCCUUGACGCCCAGCCAGAUAAAGUCCCUUGAAAAAGGGGAGAAGACAGUGCCUUCAUACCGAAGACAAGAAUCCACACCUAAAGACAAGGAGGAGCACAAAGCUGAUAAGCCACGUAUCCCCAAACAAGACAAAACUGUGAGCAUGAGUGUCUCCUCAACUGUGGCGGAGUGGGAAAGGUCCCAGCCAGCACACCCUUCAGUAAGCACUCAGGAUGAUGUCUUCAUACAGGGACCUGAACCGAAGUCCCCCACCCGUACUGCACCCGCAAAGGAAAAUGAUAAAGAGGAGUCUGCCCAAGCAGAAAAUCCAUUCUUUUCCCAGUUUAACACCAGCAGCAACCUUUUGAAGACUGGUUUUGACUUUUUGGAUAAUUGGUAAAAACCUGCAGAACUAUCAUGAGGAAUCCUCAAGACAGAACUACACCCCUGUGUGUUCUUCAGAUUACAGUACAGAAUACAUUUUCCAACACUUCCAUACUGACCACUUCAUAUUCUUUAGAUUGUUCUUUGUAUUUAUGUAUUAUGUUUCUUUUAAAAAUGCAUGUUUUUUUUAGAAUGCCUCAACCUCAGUGCAGCUGCAUUUAAAACAGUUUACCAAAAUAUAACAAUUUCUUUAUUUUCUAUAUUUAUCUGCAAGAAUGUAUAUGUAAUCAAUACUUUGUUUAAUGUCAUGCUUGGCAAAGGCUCCACAACUUUGAUGGAGUGACUUUCAAUUAAACACUAACCAGAUAUCCAAUAAAGUUAUUGAAACAAUGAU